UGGCAUCUGCAGAAGGCCGAUUUGCUUACAAACAGUCUCAUUACAGCCUCAGUCAGUAUUCUCAUUUGUACGACAGAACUCCCACGUUUAUAAAGUCGGAAACAACAUACACAAACGCAUAAAGCGCAUCUAUUGUUGUAAUCAUUCGGUGCUUCACAGUAGAGCUAAACUAAUAUGGCGGCUCGGGACACAUUUUAUCAAUACGAAAUUUUGAUGUUUUACACUCUGGUUGCCGUAUGCAAAUGCGCAUCGCUACCUAUAGAUACAAAAUCCUCAAAGACUCAAGACAUUACUAAUCUAGAUUUGAAAACAGCGAGCAGUUCCUACUCCCGCCAAUAUUACGACUGGGCUGGAAGCUAUCCAGGUGGCUAUGACUACACAAUUUCUGGGAAUGGUAUAGUAGGCAAUGGACAUGAUUAUGAUUCAAAAGCUGGAGGUUACAAUCCCGUGAGAGAAAACGGGUAUCCGUAUGAUAUCAAUAACCCAAGUUAUAUUGGACAAGAUUACGGCUUUCAAAGAGGCGAUAAUUUCGGGGGAUAUUCUAAUAAUAUCGGAGGCUAUGGAGGGUAUGGUGGGAAUGGAGGAAAUGGGGGCUUAAGUUCCUAUUACGGUUAUAAUAACCCAUAUUACAAUGAGGCGAAUCAUCUCGGUUACGGAUAUUAUAAUAAAAAGCUCGGUUUUGGAAAUAUUUACAGCAGUGGGGUAACACCAAACUUGGUAACUGGUUACAGAGGCUACUCUAGACGUUGAUCUUUGUAAAAUAAACCAAGCUAGACAAAUAUGUUCAUAGAAAGUACAAUCUUGAGAGUUCAAAUAUAUUUUAUAGAAUACUAUUUUAUGUGGAAUAUGGAUAUACUAUUUUUGUCAAAUAAAAUAUAAUAAAUAUAAAAUAUCCGAAAAUUAAAAAUUUGGUGCGUGUUUAUUACAUGUGUUGUUUUACCAAAGAAAACGUUGAAUAAAAUUAAUUUAAUUCUAUCA
Molecule: messenger RNA, 978 nt
Organism: Zerene cesonia (dogface butterfly)
Lineage: Eukaryota; Metazoa; Arthropoda; Insecta; Lepidoptera; Pieridae
Product: heterogeneous nuclear ribonucleoproteins A1 homolog
Exons: 3
Coding region: 175-750 (191 amino acids)
Source: RefSeq, a predicted model, not a curated record